CGGAUGUGACUGCUUGACUCCAGACAGGCAGGCAGGAGAGCACCUCCUCCUCCUCCUCCUGUAGCAGCAGGAGCGCGCAAUGAUUCAACGCGUCCGCUGUCGACUCCUUUUUGGAUUCACGGCUCAAGCAGCUGAGGUCUGCAGUUCCUGAGUGAAGAGCUGAGAGAGACGACUGGUUUGCUUUCGCAGCAGGAGUUCUUCACCGCUUCAGCUUCCAUCGAGGGCGCUGUCUGCUCUGGUUUGAGGGGUAUUGCCCCUCUGUCGGUGUUCAGCCAGCAGCUCACCUGCAGAAACUCCUGACAAUGUCUCGCUCCCAGGCGGAGCUCCCCCGGUUGACCGGCCUCCUCGUUCUCAUUUUCCUUCUACCCGUUUUCACGUUUUCCUCAUCGUCAUCCUCCUCCUCUCACCCUCAGUGGGUCCUCCAGCGUAUCCCUGUGGUCAUCCCCCAGCACACGGAGGCUCGACCGGCCCCUCAUUUUCUGUCUCAAGCCCGCUUGGAUGUCACCUCCCCCUGUGACCCCGAAUGCCACAAGAAGGCCCCUCGUCUGAGCUACUGGGACCUGCGGAGUCUCCUGGCAUAUGAGACUCUCCACUCUAAUGGUCAGCUCACUGAGACUGCCAUUGGGAUCUAUGGCUACAACCCCAACUCUAACACCAGCCCAGCCUACUUAACUGGGUCCCCAGGCAAGGCUGAGAGGUCACAUGUCAGAAGAAAGCGCCAGAUCUUUGGCCACGAUGGGCGAUUUAGUAUUGCUGGGCAGGACUUCUUGCUUAAAUAUCCAUUCUCAGUGGCUGUCAAACUGUCCACUGGGUGUUCUGGUACACUGGUGGGAGACCGUCAUGUUCUCACAGCUGCUCAUUGUGUUCACGAUGGUAAAAACUAUGUGAAAGGAGCUCAGAGGCUCCGGGUUGGCUUUUUAAAACCUAAGCAACGAGACACACAACAGUCUUCCUUCCACCUUCUCUCCAACUUCACCAACAGUGUCGAAGGAGGUACAAGUCCCUACGCCCCACCUACCAGUGACAAAAUGAAGUUCCAGUGGAUCAGAGCCAAGCGCACCCACGUUCCCAAAGGCUGGAUAAAAGGGAAUGCUAAUGACAUAGGAAUGGACUAUGACUAUGCUUUACUUGAACUCAAGAAACCCCACAAACGGCGCCACAUGAAGCUGGGAGUCAGCCCCCCUGCUCAGGGACUGCCUGGUCGCCGAGUCCACUUCUCAGGAUUCGAUAACGACCGGCCAGGACAGCUGGUGUAUCGGUUCUGUCGUGCCGGUGAGGAGACUUCAGACCUGUUGUACCAACACUGCGACGCUCAACCCGGGGCUAGCGGCUCGGGAGUCUACGCACGGAUGUGGGAUGGUCGGCGCCGACGCUGGGAGCGGAAGGUGAUAGGUGUGUUUUCCGGGCAUCAGUGGGUGGAGCGACAAGGGGCGUCCCAGGAAUUUAAUGUAGCGGUGAGAAUCACGCCUCUGAAAUAUGCUCAGAUCUGCUACUGGAUAAAAGGAAACUUCAUGGACUGUAGGGAAGGGUGAAAACAAAAACAUGAGGACCACACAAGGGGUGUAAAACCACAGCCACUUUUGGCAUAACAGGAGCUACACUUUUCAACCCCACUGCCUGCAGCACUGAUAUGUUAACAUAAAUAUGCCAAUAUCUACACGCAGACUAGACUCAGAUCCAGUAAUGACAUUAAAUUCAUCAAACGGGACACUUUAAUUUUUGCCUUUGCUUAGUUUUUGAUCAUCACUCAAAUUUCUAAGAGAUCAAGAAAGUCUUUUUCUCCCUUUUAGAACAUUUAUCAGGAUAACUUAAGUUUUAUUUGGGCCCAUUUAAUCUGAAACAUGGACCGAUGGGGUGGGACCAGAGAAACUGUUUAUCUAAACACUGCAGCAUUUUAACUGAGCUAAUACUAAAGAUUGCACUGUUUUCUCUACUGAAAUUUAUAUUUGUGAAUGAAUGUACAAGUCAGCUACCAAAGUUGCCAACUGUUUCCUUCCAAACUUUAAACCUCUCAGUGGAAACAGUAGUUAUCUAGAAGCAUAGCAUGCUUUAUUUACAGUGGGAGGCGGGGUGGAAACAUUUUACAGUGGUUGGUGCUUCAGGACUUUUGCAAGUCUGCAGAUUACUUGGUAAAUGAAGCCGUUUGUGGAGUGUUGUUUCUUAUUGCCAAGCGCCAUCUGCUGGCCACAUAAGAACACUGCAUGUGUCCACAUGAACAUCAUGGCAACCCAAGUUAGUUUAGGCCUACAUAAGCACUUUUUACUUAUUUGUGACGUUUCUGAAGAAACCAGAAAACUGGCAGACUUAAUGAAAUAUAUGCUUUGAAAUAA
This is a messenger RNA of Oreochromis niloticus (Nile tilapia), 2330 nucleotides long. RefSeq names its product serine protease 23. Gene Ontology annotation, molecular function: serine-type endopeptidase activity. Gene Ontology annotation, biological process: proteolysis. The record is from RefSeq and is a predicted model, not a curated record. Bases 303 to 1532 code for a protein of 409 amino acids. Lineage: Eukaryota; Metazoa; Chordata; Actinopteri; Cichliformes; Cichlidae. The transcript is spliced from 2 exons.